AUGUAUUUUUCUCAUUCAGUUACUGUUAAGACACUAUUUUCAUUCUCGCUUAACCACUUCGCGCUUACUCUUGAUCCAAGUCCAUAUCCUGCCUCUGUAGUCAACUUGGCCCUACCUCCUGAUUCUGCUAGUAAGGCCUUUAGAAGUUUCAGCCUUACCGACGGUAUCGGAUCCUCCACUUCCACACACCUUGGCUUAGCUGCCAGCGGCUUUCAGAUCACUUUCAACCUGUCCGAGGCUAGCUUUGUUGACGCACACUUUGUCUAUAUCACUCGGCUUAGAUUUGCGCUGAGCCAUUCUUCGGCGUCUGAACUUGAUACGUCUCUCGUUUCAUGGUCUUUUGUCGCCACCAGACAGAAAACUUCUUUCUCCUUAUUUAGCCUAGACAAAACAACUGGUAAAUGCUUUUUCUAUACUUUAUUAAUCGAGAUCAUUUCGUAUUGUUUUAAUGAUUUUUCAUUUUAUGUAUACUCGCCUAUACCUGCUCCGUUAUAUCUCUGCAAUUUUUGA
This is a messenger RNA of Protopolystoma xenopodis, 510 nucleotides long. The record is from the annotation of a GenBank genome assembly. NCBI's taxonomy places the organism in Eukaryota, Metazoa, Platyhelminthes, Monogenea, Polystomatidea, Polystomatidae.